AUGGCGGAACCAAUGUUAGGUAAGGACGUUCCCAACACCAUUGAGAAAGAAAAUGUUGAUUGUAAAGAGCAAAUUUAUCUUGAAGAAACGUUUUAUAUUUUAUCCAAGAAGAAAUCUGUGUUUCGAGUUCGGUUAACAUCUAAAGGACUUUCGUUGAUUAAAGAAACUGAUGAUAGCUCUAAAGAACAAACCAUUCUUUUACGAGACAUUAUUGGCAGUAAGUGUAUGAGAAGCAAGCGCCGCCGUGCAGGGGCAGGUUCCUGUGUUUGUAGUUCACUGGUGGGGCCUCAGCAGCUCAAAGUCGUAGAUGAGAAUAGCGGAGACUUGGACGAAAGUGACAUUAGCGCUUAUCUAUAUAUUUUCGCAUACACGUUGAAGCGCAGUCGUCGCUCUUUAAAAAGGGAAAGGACAACAAUAACAUUAAGAUUCCGCUCUUUUGAUAAAUAUGAAGAUAAUUACAAAGAGGCACAAAAAUGGAGAACUAGUAUUAAGUGUUUGAUAGCCAACCAGCCUAUAACUACGAUGAUCCCACAAAAUGAUAAGAAGUUACUUAUCUUGCUUAACCCUAAAUCUGGGCCGGGGAAAGCGAGAGAGUUGUUUCAAACUAAAUCAGCUCCGUUACUCCAGGAGGCAGAAGUUCCAUAUGACCUGCAUAUUACAAAAUACGCACAAUACGCACGAGAAUUUGUUCGCACAAGAAAUGUUUACGGUUGGCGUGGUAUAGUGGCAGCGGGCGGCGACGGGGUCCUUUUUGAAAUACUGAAUGGCAUGUUUGAACGUCUGGACUGGCAACAGGCACUGGCAGAGGUGCCUCUGGCCAUCUUGCCUUGCGGCUCAGGCAAUGGCUUGGCCAGGACUAUCUGUUAUCAUUACAACGAGCCGUACAUACGAGAGAACCUCACCGGCAUCUCCAUGGGACUGGCGAGGGGCAGGGUAGCGCCCAUGGACGUCGUCAGGGUUGAAACAAAAACCAAUAUUAUGUUCUCAUUUCUGUCGGUCGGCUGGGGUCUGCUUUCCGACAUCGACAUCGAAAGCGAGCGACUGCGGGCUAUCGGUGGACAGAGGUUCGCCAUAUGGGCUCUGGCAAGAUUAGUCGGCCUAAGAAAGUACAAAGGCGUAGUUAGUUACGCUAAAAUUAAAGAUGUGAGCAAUCUUCCAAAGCCCAAACUGCCGAUCACCCUCAGCCACAGCGUCAGUCAAGACGGCGCGCUCGACUCCCCCGAUGCCGAAGCAUUCAUAGACUGCGACGAGCAUUCCGAAGUGUUCACGAACGCCGUCAAUGGAAAACAUCAGCGUGUCGAUUCCUGGUACUCAGUGAAUUCUAGGAGAAGUGCAUUUUACAGCACAAGAGGUUCUGAGUAUCACAGCGUAGCCAGCGGUGGCUCCGAGAUGCGAUCCCCGGUGCACGCGUGCAUGCACGGCCCCGCUUCCCAUCUGCCCUCCCUCAUGUCGCAGCUCCCCUCGCACUGGGUACACGAGGAGGGCGAGUUCGUCAUGGUCCACGUGUCGUACCAGGCGUACAUAGGAGAGGACUUGCUCUUCGCCCCGCGCUCGCAACUGUCCGACGGGGUCAUGUGGAUGCUUAUCAUUAAGGCGGGUAUACCCAGAUCUCAAAUUCUAUCGUUCCUCCUGGGUAUGGGUCAAGGUACCCAUUCCGAUGUAAAUACGGAGUUUAUAAAAAUGAUUCCUGUUAGUGCAUUUAGGAUAGUUCCCGAGGGACCCGACGGCUAUCUGACUGUCGACGGCGAGCUUGUAGAAUACGGUCCACUUCAAGCGGAAAUAUUCCCUAAUAUAGUCCACCUUCUUGUUCCCGACACGAAAUAA
Messenger RNA from Papilio machaon (common yellow swallowtail), 1824 nucleotides. RefSeq names its product sphingosine kinase 1-like. Lineage: Eukaryota; Metazoa; Arthropoda; Insecta; Lepidoptera; Papilionidae. The record is from RefSeq and is a predicted model, not a curated record. Bases 1 to 1824 code for a protein of 607 amino acids. Gene Ontology annotation, cellular component: membrane; intracellular membrane-bounded organelle; cytoplasm. The transcript is spliced from 3 exons. Gene Ontology annotation, biological process: sphingosine biosynthetic process.